UUUUCCCAUUAAACGUAGCCGAAGAAGAGUCGACGCUUUUAAGAGAUCAUGGAGCAGGAAACCCAACGCGGUCCAGCCAGUCCUGGUCUGAUCUCUGGAGCGUGGAUUCUUCUGCUCCUGUUCCCCAUUACCUGUAGGACAGGGACACCUCAAGUACUGCUGGGAGCUCCCUUUGUCUUCUGUGGACUCUCAUCUGUCAGCUGCAGACCGUGUGUCAGUAGGAUGCAGCUACAACCGUCCUGACCAACAGCAGCUCAACAAGUCCCAACAGUGAACAGCUGACUGGGCUGCAGCCUGGAUGUGUUACUGGCUCAGCGUGAGAUGACAACCCAGCCUCGGUGUGCAAUGUGUGGAUCCGCCUCGCCCCUGUGUCUGCUGCUCUGGAUCGUAGCAACGGCUGUCUCCAGGACGCGAGGUCAGGUUCUAACUCCUGCCAGUCUGAGCGCGGAGGUCGGCCACUCCCUGUUGCUUAGCUGCAACGUCACCACGGAAGCGGGCGACACCGUCCGGCAAGUGCGCUGGCUCAACCGGCACAGGAAGGUCCUCCUGGCGUACGAGCAGAGUGUUCCGAUCCGCGUCAGCCACCAAGAGCCCAACGUGCAGCUCACCGCCUCGCACAACGACGCCAGCUACGUCACCCUCCAGAGGGUGGGGCCCGAGGACGAGGGCUGCUACCGCUGCGUCUUUGAUGUUUACCCCCGGGGCCCGCUAGAAGGCACCACGUGCAUCAGCGUUACCGGUAAAGUGCGCCUGGAGGGCAACAAGACGGCGGUGAGCGGGAAGCCGGCCACCCUGUCCUGCUGGUACAGCCUCCCCGAGAGGGUGCACCAGGUGCUGUGGAGGAAGACGGCCGAGCAGGGCGACACCACCACCGUGGCCUCCUACGCCAAGCGUGGGCACCGGAUGGUGGAGGAGCAGUACAAGGAUCGGUUUAGCUUGAGCCGAACUCUGGGCGACACCCGACUUACCAUCGAGGCGGUCAGGACGGAGGACGAGGCCUGCUACACCUGUGAGUUCCACACGUACCCGGACGGAACCAGACGGGACACGGCCUGCCUCUCUGUUCAUGUUUUACCCAAACCAGAGGUGAGUUAUGUGACCUCGUCGUCGGGACUCACUGAGGCCAACUGCACGGCCCAGUCCCGCCCCGCAGCAGAGAUCACUUGGAACGUCAGCGGGGACAACCGAACGCUCGGACCGCCCGUUUCAUCCGCCUCCGACCAGGGCGACGGCACGACGGUAGUCACGAGCACGCUGCUCUUCCAGUCGGCGCUACUCAGUGACCUGUCCGUCAAGUGCAUCGUGCACCACCCGGGUUUGGACAAACCCCUGACGGUGUCCCUCAACACAAACGUGGGUCCUGCCAUGGUCAUCCUCCUCUCAGUGUGCGGUGUGGCAGCGGUCCUCCUCCUGUGUCUCUGUGUGUGUCUCUGCAAGUGCUUCAUCUGUACUGACGACUGAUUUGGAUGCCGCCUGCUUUGAUGCGGGUCCAGUGGAGCUCUGAGCCUGACCUAGCUGCUCAGCACCGUGCCCUCCAGCUCGGCGUGCGGAAGAAGGGAACAGAGCUUUUACAGAACUGAACCCACGCUGCUGGUUCUGCUCCCACGGGUCGGGAAGAUCCCGCUCGUGCACACACACAUUUCUCAUGUCCUUUACUUCAACGUAAACCGCACUAAAACCACAUUAUUCAAUGCUAGAUAUUUACACUUACACUAGAAUUGUUGCUUUGAUGAUUGAUGAGAUCCUUGUAAUAUGAAUGAGAGGGUUUUGGAUCAGCUCAUCUCAUGGCUUCAUGGGGGUCCGGUGGUGUUGCAGUGUAUGAGGUUGUAAUAAUGUGUGUAUGUAUAUAUUUUUUUUUAAGUUAUGGUUGAUGUGUCAAGCUUGAGUAUAGUUCUCUCAAUUGGUUUGAAAUGUUUUUUGACUUUGUUGCUUAGCUUAUCCAAAUAAUCAACUAAUGUAAUCUAAAUUGAAAUACAUUAAUACAUCAUUUAUCACCGGGAAAUUGAUUAGGUUCCAUUCGUCACCUGGAAACCAUGUAUUUGUGGUUGUCAAUGACACAAUCCAUUUUUGUCAACUAGAAAAGAAAGACGCAGGGGGAUGGAGGUUAAAAUGGGACUUCUAGUGCAGGGGUUCCCAAAACUUUCAGCCCAUGACCCCCAAAGUAACGGUGCAAGUGAGUUGCGACCCCCCCCCCACUUUGGAAAUCACUGCUCUAGUGAACCGGCCCUGGUGUGACUCAGACUGAACGGAUGGGUCUGAGUUGGAAAGAAUGAAAGGUGUGUUAUUUAUAGCUGCUGCGUUGUGCGGGGCGGAGAAGGGUGGUCGACCUGUGACCUUCAUGCGCUGGGUGGUUAACGCCGCCCAAACCAUUCCUGUGUGGAUCAACCCCGCAGCUGUGAAUCACUGCGUGUGUGUGAGAUGUGACGGUGUGUGUACGUGUGUGUGAAAAGCCAUUUAGCGCGUGUCCUCCAUAUACAGUAUGUGUGUGUUGCAUUGUUGUUCAAUAUUUCAGCCCACCAGUGUUAGAAUAUAACUUUUUUUUUUUAUUUGGGAAUAUAUGAAUAUAGGCCCAUGGGCUGAGCACAGUGUAGCUAAUUGUAGAAAAUGUCAUUUAUACCUCCAUUUAUCAGGAAAUAUACAUAUUUUUUUCUAUUAACAAAUAAACCCAGCUACUAAAUUGUCUGUAUAUAAGGUUUAAAUGUUAAUAAAUGCCUUUUAUUGAAGUUUUAAAAAGCGUAGCUAUGUUGACAACCUUUUGUUUUUGUUUUUAUUUCAGCUGAAUAAUGUCUUAUUUUUACCUUUUUAGUAUCCGUAUGAGUUGAUAAUUAGUUUCUUGUACAGGUGCCGCGAGGAAUCGGAAGUUAAAAGUGGAAAUAAAACCGGAGACUUUA
Messenger RNA from Etheostoma spectabile (orangethroat darter), 2891 nucleotides. RefSeq names its product OX-2 membrane glycoprotein. NCBI's taxonomy places the organism in Eukaryota, Metazoa, Chordata, Actinopteri, Perciformes, Percidae. Bases 322 to 1461 code for a protein of 379 amino acids. The record is from RefSeq and is a predicted model, not a curated record. Gene Ontology annotation, cellular component: axon; cell surface; neuronal cell body. Gene Ontology annotation, biological process: negative regulation of neuroinflammatory response; heterotypic cell-cell adhesion. Gene Ontology annotation, molecular function: cell-cell adhesion mediator activity. The transcript has 8 exons.